AUGGAUGAGAAAAGCAAGGAGAAAGAAGGCACUGACGAUGCCCCUAUUAGGCCAGUAUCAUCCCUUCUAUCCCAUUUCGAGGGCCUUGCGAACUCCAGACAGCCGUCGAACGGGCCUAGUGCGCCGCGUGAGAGCGCGCCUCGAUUUUUAAAACCGCGGGAUCAACCGGAUGCUUCGCAACCUGCUGCGCGUGCUUCGCUGGACCUGCCUCGCCCACGAUCUCCUUGGACUGCGACUGAGAACCAGCAAACGGGGACAUCAUCCGGGUCUUCCAAUGGAGCGCCCGUUGGGGCGACCCGGAAUGGGUCGUCAGGAGGACGAAGAUACUCUCGACCGAUGUCCAUGCAGAUUGGAUCUUCGCCGCAUCUGACCCCUGUUCUGACGGUGGACUCGCCUCGUUCCCCUCCUCGUGGAGUCGAUGUUCGACAGGGCGGUGAGCAUUGGUCUUCACUGAAUCGCGGAGCUUCGGAUGUCUCUCCCAAAUCUGCCUCAUGGCAGAGCCCGUCUCGUUCGUUUUCCCGUCCGAAGACACCGAACUCUCCGUCUGGCGGUUCCGUCGAUGCCCCUCGUCCAGCGAGGGAGGUCUCCCCGGUCGGGAAAGCAAAAAGCACCUCAGUUCCGCCGCCGGUUAACAGAGCAGAGAAACCAAAGAUACCGGCGAAGCCCGCAAACAUCUCCCAAUUGGAGGGAGGAGCGCUUGCAGCAACGCAUGAACGCAGCUCUUUCGAUGACAGAGUUUCUCCCUUCAGUACACCUCCGAGCAGCCCUGAAAGACCUCCGUCAGCCAGAGUUGAAAGCACGCGACCGGAAAAGUCACCAAAGCCUCCGAUACCUUCUCGACUGUCCCCCGAGCCUCUCUCUCUGCCGCCGCCUGCCGAGAAGUCUCCCCGUUUAGGCCAGUCGGUGCCACGAUCCGUGGAUGCGAGAGAGCCGGGAGUUGCAAGGCCACGGCCCGUUCCCGAGCCUUCCAGGGACACCAAACCGCCGAUCGGACCAGCUGCUCAACAUCGCGAUACUCGUGACCCUGCCUUGGCUAGCCAGAAGCUGGUGACCAGUGAUCAUCCCGAAGAUCGACCUAGUCUACCUCCUCGGGAUGGUCUCCGUGCACGCCCUGUCAGCGCGGUGGGUGUUUCGGAACCCAGGCAGCCUGAGAUCCCUUCCAGGAACUCAAUCGAUCUGCCAUCGCGAUCGGCCAAGCCCACUUCUGUGAACCGGGUUCCCCCAAUUGAGACGAAUCCGCAAUUUGCCCCUCCGCCUCGUAGGAACACAUCUUUCGUCAGUGGCAAGUUGGCUACCGACAACCCGCAGACGCCAAGAUCUCGUCAACCUCCAUUCUCACGCGACACAAAAUAUACCACCUCGAUGUCGUCGCAGCAAGCUCAAAGCCAAGGCCCAGAUGAUUCGGACGAGGAGGACGUGCCGGAAGAUACGCCGGUGCCUCGGACGGACUAUCCGGACUCUUCCCAGGUAAAUCGACGACCGCCGGUUUUCAAAACAGGGACCGUGUCCAUAGCGACGAGGUACGACACCCGCGAAUUUGAUGUCUGUGGGAAGCAUGUUUGUACCACAGGGUACUUGACGAGGGUAUGGGACGUCACGACUGGCGAACAGAUAUUGAGCCUAGGUCACGGAGAGACCGUCAAGGUGCUAUCGGUGGCGUUCAAGCCUGGCCGAGGUCUCGAAGACGAGGGCACGCGGCUGUGGCUGGGUACGAAUAUCGGAGAACUGCAUGAGGUCGAUAUCAACACGCAGUCGAUUGUCUCCUCGAGAUCAUACCCUUCACGCCGGGAAGUCAUCAAGGUACUUCGACACAAGAAGGAGAUGUGGACCCUUGAUGAUGAAGGAAGACUGCUCGUGUGGCCUCCUGACGAAACAGGCACGCCGAACCUCCAAUACAGUCCCUGCCAUACCCACGAUCGCGUAGCACGAGGUCACACAUUUUCCAUGGUGGUAGGUGAUGACCUAUGGCUCGCCACUGGCAAGGAGGUACGGAUUUAUCGACCGAAUGCGCGCGAUGAGUCCUUUCAUGCUUUGAAAAGACCAUUGGGCGCCAACCAUACCGGCGAAGUCACCUCAGGUACUCACACGACGAAAGAUGGAGGACGGGUGUAUUUAGGCCAUGCGGAUGGAAAGGUCACCGUUUAUUCCUCGUCUGACUACACUUGCCUGGCCUCUGUGAACGUGAGCGUGUACAAGAUCAACUCUCUGGCGAUGGUGGGGGAUUAUCUCUGGGCCGGAUAUAUGACUGGAAUGAUCUACGUCUAUGACAUUUCUACCAAUCCGUGGACUGUGAAGAAGGAUUGGCGUGCGCAUGAGAGCCCUGUCUGCGGUAUUAUCAUGGAUCCAAGUAGCGUGUGGACAAUAAAUCGUCUUCAAGUGACCUCUCUGGGGACGGAUAACUUUCUCCGUUUCUGGGAUGGCAUCACACAUAUUCCUAUUCAUUGUGGGGGUCACAUUGCUCACUUCAGGGCAGAAAUGAGGAUGCAGAGCAGGGACGUCGAAUAUUGCAAUUUCCGCGAGAUUCAAGCUUCCAUCGUGACGUGGAACGCGGGGGCUUCGGUGCCGCGUGAUUUGCACAACAGCCCUUUUAUCUACGAUGCGAUCCACCCUGAAAAUCCCCCCGAGAUAUUAGUCUUCGGAUUCCAAGAGCUGGUAGACCUGGAGAAUAAGAAGAUCACAGCUAAGAGCCUGCUCAUGGGAAGCAAGAAGCGGGACAAUCAUGAAAAAGAACAUAUGAGCCGGCAAUAUCGGGUGUGGAGAGACCACCUGGCUGCAUGUAUCAACGAUGCCAUGCCCAUUGACGAGCCAUAUGUACUCCUUCAUGCGGCGGACAUGGUGGGAUUGUUUACCUGUGUCUUCAUCAAACAGAAGGAACGACAAAGGGUACGAAACAUCAGCUCGGCCGAGGUGAAACGGGGUAUGGGUGGAUUACAUGGAAAUAAGGGUGCUUUGAUCCUUCGAUUCGUGCUUGAUGACAGCUCCUUGUGCUUCAUCAACUGUCAUUUGGCAGCUGGUCAAACACAGACGGCGCAUCGGAACAACGACAUUGCUGCCAUUCUCGAGAGCGAGUCGCUCCCUGCCGAGCAUAGCCUCACGGCGCGCACCGAUCUUUUCGUAGGGGGCGGUGAUGGGACGAUGAUCUUGGACCACGAGAUCUGCAUUCUGAAUGGAGAUCUCAACUAUCGGAUCGACUCGAUGCCUCGCAAUGUCGUCAUUGAAGCGGUUCGCCAGAAUAACCUCCCGAAGCUGCUGGAAAGGGAUCAGCUGUUGGCGUCCAAGCGGAAGAAUCCCGGUUUCCGUCUGCGCUCAUUCAACGAGGCACCCAUCACCUUCGCACCGACGUACAAGUAUGAUGUUGGCUCGGACGAGUACGACUCGAGCGAAAAGAAGCGGUCGCCGGCCUGGUGCGAUCGGGUGCUGUAUCGGGGCGUGGGAAGGAUCAAGCAGCUGGAGUAUCGGCGGCAUGAAGUGCGGGCGUCAGACCAUCGCCCGGUGAGUGCUCUGUUCAAGAUGCGAGUCAAGACGAUAUCUCCCAAGGAGCGAGCAGCGACCUGGGAGGCGUGCCAGAAGGAAUUUGCGAAGGAGAGACGAAGAUUGGCUUGUGAUACGAGUAUCGAAUACCUCGUCAACGUCCUCGGGAUAAAACCCGACGAGGCUCGAAAACUCAUCACUUCUGGCGGCAAAUAA
Messenger RNA from Rasamsonia emersonii CBS 393.64, 3687 nucleotides. Its product is annotated as Inositol polyphosphate phosphatase. Bases 1 to 3687 code for a protein of 1228 amino acids. Lineage: Eukaryota; Fungi; Ascomycota; Eurotiomycetes; Eurotiales; Trichocomaceae. The transcript has 6 exons. Gene Ontology annotation, molecular function: protein binding; phosphatidylinositol-4,5-bisphosphate 5-phosphatase activity. The record is from RefSeq and is a predicted model, not a curated record. Gene Ontology annotation, biological process: phosphatidylinositol dephosphorylation.